GCUCGCUGCCAAAUAGUGCUCUAUUCCGUUUCCCCGCGCUGCGCGCCCUCUUCCCUGCCUGCCAAAUAGUGCUCCCUCCCCGGCCCGCCCCCGGGAAGGUUCUGGGCGUGCGCGGUGCAUUGUGGGGCCGGGAGCCAGCCGCCGCCAGGAUGAUGCCCACGCCGGUUAUCCUGCUGAAGGAGGGCACGGACACCUCGCAGGGCAUCCCGCAGCUGGUCAGCAACAUCAACGCGUGCCAGGUGAUCGCCGAGGCCGUGCGCACCACGCUGGGCCCGCGCGGCAUGGACAAGCUCAUCGUGGACGACCGCGGCAAAGCCACCAUCUCCAACGACGGGGCCACCAUCCUGAAGCUGCUGGACGUUGUCCACCCUGCUGCGAAGACCCUGGUGGACAUCGCCAAGUCCCAGGAUGCCGAGGUGGGUGAUGGCACCACAUCCGUGACCCUGCUGGCAGCUGAGUUCCUGAAGCAGGUGAAGCCCUACGUGGAGGAGGGGCUGCACCCCCAGAUCAUCAUCCGCGCCUUCCGCACGGCCACGCAGCUGGCUGUGAACAAGAUCAAAGACAUCGCUGUCUCCGUGAAGAAGGAGGAUAAAGAUGAGCAGAGGAGUCUCCUGGAAAAGUGUGCAGCUACAGCCCUGAGCUCCAAGCUCAUCUCCCAGAGCAAGGAGUUUUUCUCCAAGAUGGUUGUAGAUGCUGUGAUGAUGUUGGAUGACUUGUUGCAGCUCAAGAUGAUCGGGAUAAAGAAGGUGCAAGGAGGAGCUUUGGAGGACUCACAGCUGGUGGCUGGAGUUGCCUUUAAGAAAACCUUCUCCUACGCUGGGUUUGAGAUGCAGCCCAAGAAGUACCAGUCCCCCAAAAUCGCCCUGCUCAACGUGGAGCUGGAGCUCAAAGCUGAGAAGGACAACGCUGAGGUCAGAGUGAACACGGUGGAGGACUACCAGGCCAUCGUGGACGCAGAGUGGAACAUCCUGUAUGACAAACUGGACAAAAUCCACAAGUCAGGAGCCAAGGUGGUGCUGUCCAAGCUGCCCAUUGGGGAUGUGGCCACCCAGUACUUUGCAGACAGGGACAUGUUCUGUGCCGGCCGCGUCCCCGAGGAGGAUCUCAAGAGGACCAUGAUGGCCUGUGGGGGAUCCAUCCAGACCAGUGUCAAUGCCCUGUCGGAUGAUGUGCUGGGCCGCUGUGAGCUCUUUGAGGAGACCCAGAUUGGGGGAGAGAGGUACAACUUCUUCACGGGCUGCCCCAAGGCCAAGACGUGCACCAUCAUCCUGCGCGGGGGCGCCGAGCAGUUCAUGGAGGAGACGGAGCGCUCCCUGCACGACGCCAUCAUGAUCGUCAGGAGGGCCAUCAAGAACGACUCGGUGGUGGCGGGCGGCGGCGCCAUCGAGAUGGAGCUGUCCAAGUUCCUGCGGGACUACUCGCGCACCAUCCCGGGCAAGCAGCAGCUGCUGAUCGGCGCCUACGCCAAGGCCCUGGAGAUCAUCCCCCGGCAGCUGUGCGACAACGCCGGCUUCGACGCCACCAACAUCCUCAACAAGCUGCGCGCCAAGCACGCCCAGGGCGGGAUGUGGUACGGCGUGGACGUGACCAACGAGGACAUAGCUGACAAUUUCUCGGCGUGCGUGUGGGAGCCGGCCGUGGUGCGCAUCAACGCGCUGACGGCGGCCUCGGAGGCCGCGUGCCUCGUCGUGUCCGUGGACGAGACCAUCCGCAACCCGCGCUCCAGCGUGGACAGCGGGCCUGCCGCCGCGCCCCGCGGCCGCGCGCGCGCCCGGCCCCACAACCACUGAGAGCCCCGGCCCCUGGGAUCGGCCCCAAACCCCUGGGAUCGGCCCCAAACCCCUGGGAUCAGUGCUGAUCCCGCCCGGGGCUGCCAGCCCC
Messenger RNA from Passer montanus (Eurasian tree sparrow), 1881 nucleotides. It is a transcript of the gene CCT7, whose product is annotated as chaperonin containing TCP1 subunit 7. Gene Ontology annotation, cellular component: chaperonin-containing T-complex. The record is from RefSeq and is a predicted model, not a curated record. Gene Ontology annotation, molecular function: ATP-dependent protein folding chaperone; ATP binding; ATP hydrolysis activity. NCBI's taxonomy places the organism in Eukaryota, Metazoa, Chordata, Aves, Passeriformes, Passeridae. The coding region runs from base 150 to 1790 and encodes 546 amino acids. Gene Ontology annotation, biological process: protein folding. The transcript has 12 exons.